AUGAGGAACUCAGAGGCCGAAUGGUGUUAUGCCGGCGGCUACGAGGACUCCUGCAGAUGCGCCAGCAUCGACGUCAGUGGGGGCGACUUCGGGGAACUUGUUCCUUCCGUCGCCGUUCCCGUCACCAACAGCGCAGGCCGUGAUGCAGUCAGAGGGUUCGCCGAGUUUCAAUUUGGUACAAUCGGGAGCAGCGGCUAUGAGAUGGGUGGAGGGUCUGAUUCGUCUGCUUCGUUCACCAAGGAGCAGUUGGAACAAGAAGUGAAGCGCCAGGUGGACCAGGCGAUGCAACGACAGCGAGGAGUAGCAGAUGAAAAUGUGCAGCUACGUGCAGAGAUCGAACGGCUUCAGCGUGAAGCCGAGGCGACAAGGGUUCAAGCUGGAAUGCUACCGGUACGGGCUCCUCUCGGUGAUCGGGGUGCUCAGGACGGGAUGUUGAGGGGAACUCCUGAGGGGCCAAAGGGUCGAAGCAGUGAUGGGCUGGUGAGUGAGGCUACGAUCAGCGUGUUCAUGGUACCGCACCAGGCGGCAAUCUUGGAGGACCCCAAGCGCAUGAUGGAGAGCAAGGCAGUGAAGGGUUUUUGGGUCUUCGUGGAGUACUUCGGGGCAAUCCACCAGGACUUUCUGGACGUGAUCGUGAACAAGGGGGCGUGGGACGGGCAAGGUCUUGGGCGCGAUGCUGCGGUGAGCGGUGGCGAUCACGGCAAGGGUGGCGAUGGUAGAGUAGAUCGAGAUGUACCAGAAUGGGACAUGAACCUGCGCAGCCGGCGAUCCGGCCGGGCACGUCGCAAGUUGGAGGAGGCUGAUGAGAUGGCGGCGAUCAACGUGGCGGAUUGGCUUCACGGCUUGAGCGGGCCGAUGGGCGACCUAACGGACGGGAGUGCUCAGUGGUGGGCCCAGGUGGUCUCCAGUCUGGAGUCGUACUACCACGACUACAUCAAUGCCACAGCGGUCAAGAAGUUGCAGAUGCGAGCGGACGACUACGCCAGCUCUAUGUUGAAGGAGGCCAGAUGGUUGAGAGUGGACAAGCGGGUGGCGUCGAUGCUUCUUCAGGCGGUCCCCGAUGCCAUUCGAACCGAGAUCCUGGCGAACAGGCUCCAGUCGACGCUGGCAAUCUUGGCGCGGAUCAUGACGAUCUAUCGCCCGGGCUCGGCGGUGGAAAGGCAGCAGGUGCUCAAAGCACUUGAAGCACCGGGCCCAGUGGGUUCGCCUAUGGAGUUGGUGGAAUGCCUAAGGAAGUGGGCGAGGUGGCUGAAAAGAGCACAGGACCUUGUGCUUCAGGUGCCGGACCCUUCGAUUCUCUUAAAGGGCCUGGAUCAGUCGGCAAAGGCGCAGCUGGAAAAGAACCAGGAAGUGAUGUUCCGUUCGAACAUGCUGAGAUACAGCUUGGAGCUAGACGCAAGGCCGACCCUGGCGUCUGUUACAACAUAUCACUCUCACUUGCUGGGAGAGUUUGAGCAGAUCGCAUAUCGUGGGCGGUCGCGGGCCGGACCUACAUCGACUCCAACUAUCAAGGCUAUGGGUUCCGGUGGGAAUGAUGGUGCCGCUACGUCGCCGAAGGGGGCCCCUUCGCCAACUUCGACGUCCUCUACUACCGCCAAGCCGUGUAAGUUCUUUGUGUCGGAGGCUGGGUGCCAGCGCGGGAACUGCAAGUUCAGCCAUGACUGGGCUAGCAUACCACGAGAGGAAAGAAAUGAACGCUGCAAGGCUUGUGGAGCUAAAGGACACAUGCGGAAGAACUGCCCGGUGAAAGCGAGUGCUACAGAUCCUCCUCGUCGUGACGAUGGGAAGGGUGGACAGCCGCGGUUGCGACCAAUGGGCAAGGGCGGAGACGGAAAACGUGAUGAUGGCACAGUUCCACCUUCAUCCUCUACUACCACUUCGGCUCCUACAACUACAACGGGUCCACCAACAUCAGCGGCGGCGUCUAUGAGUGGAUCGUUGGAUUCUGCGUCUUCGGCGUCUGGAGGACCUUCGGUGAGUGAGGCUGGCGGGGCUCCGAGGGACGUAGAUGAUUUUCUACGGAAUGCUACGCAGAUCCUGAAAAUGAUGACGGAGCAGCAGAAUGCGGCGAGACCUAGUCCUUCCCUCAAGAUGCUGAAGAAGGCCAUUCUGAAGUAUGAGGACAAGAUGGCUUUGGUGGACUCGGGGGCAACGCACCCACUCAAGAUUGCCUCGGCAGUGGAGUGGGAGUGCUCUCCAGAGGUGGAUGUGGUGGUCGCGGGAGACGAAGUGAAGAGGAUGCGACAGAACAAGGCGGGCACUCUUUUGUUGGAGCCGUCUACGGAGCGAUCCCAAACGAUUGUUCCCGUGGGAAAUCUCAUUGGGAUCCUCGGCUACGAGAUGGUUUGGUCGAGGAGGAAGUGUUUUCUUCGAUCACCUGAAGGAAAAGAGUUGCCGAUGAAGAUCGCCUCGGGGUGCCCCGAGGUCAACGAGGCCACGGCGCUGGAACUUAUCGCCAAGAUCGAGGAGGAGAAGUUGCGGGAGUUCGAGUGCAAGGCCGAGAGCACCAAGAAUGCGAUGAUGCGAGCCCGAGACCUUCAGCAGGACCCGAUGUGGGAAAAGAGUAUGAAGGCCUAUGUUACGGAAGGGAAGUUCGAUGAUGGUUUCAGGGCAUUGGCGUCGGCACCUUGGGCCGCGGAGCACUUGAGGCUGGAACUCUCCAAGGUGGCUUCGGACCUUCCGAAGUCGGAGGGUGAAGCGUGGCAACUCAUGCAGCAGCUGGGCUUCAACAGGAGGAUGCGGAAGCGAAUGAUGAACAAGGACUGGAUUGUCAAGCUGUGCAGUGGAAGGCGUUCUACUGUGGAUAAGGUGUUCAAGGUGCUGGAAAGCAAUGGGACCAUGGUGCUGGACAUUGACUUUCAACGACUACCACAGCUAGAUCUUCUCAAGGCGGGCCCUGGCGUGAUGAUGAUGUUGUUAUGGGGGGCGGCUACCGGAAGAGUGGCGGCGGUGGUUGGAGGUUUGCCAAAGCACAAUGCGGAGGACCAUGUGGUGCGAGCGGUGUCACUAUACGAGGUGGCUACAGCCGGAAGAAAGGAAAUGCGCGAAGCGAUAGACAUUCCCUUUGAUGGUGUGGCGUUUUCCUUGUGGGCUUCGGCGGCUUCAGAGGAGGAUGAGAGCUCUACUACGUGGGACUUGGCCUGGUUCCGGAGGUGGGUUGCUGAGGGCCAUAUGAACAUCAUGCACUUCGACCAAGGAGGUUUGGGACAUCCUCUACGACGACCGACCUCUAUGGCAACGAACCUGGAUGUGGUGGAGCUAAAGGGCAUUCAGGAUCAACGAGUACAUGAAGAGUGCGAAAAAGGGCCGUGGUCAUCAUGGGCACCAAUGUUGGCGCGCAUAUUGGCAAGAGGUUUAAAACGAUGGAAAUUGCGCCCUGGUUGGUACCCUCGUCUUGUGAAGGCGCUCAAGGCGGUGGACCGAAGGAGCUGGGAGCAGCAUUUGUCCAAUGAUCAUCUACCCUACCGACCUGAUUGUCUUCAAUGCAUCCAUAACGCAACGGGCAGGCCUCAUAGAAAAUGUCUGCAUCGGGACUGCUACGUGAUGAGUGCAGAUACUUUGGGUCCGGUGAGAGUUGCGGGUCCAAAGGGCGAGCGGUUUGCUGUUGUCUUCACCUAUCAGUUUCCCAAGCAGAAGAUGGUGGCGGAGGAUCAUCUCUUACCAGAGGAGGAGCUGGAUGGGUGGAACUUGGGUGCGAAGGGAAAGAUGACAACAGCAGUCGGCGAGGAGGAGCUGGACUACUCACCGGAUGAAGGUGAGGACCCGGAACUUUCUCCAGGUGAACUUGAUGAACUACGACGUGUGCAACAACAACGGCCAGGUGAGGAGGAGGAGUCCGAGGUGGUUCCCAUGGUCGAAAAGUUGAAGGCGAAGGCAAAGGAGUCCUCCGAGGAUUGGUGGGAGUUCCGGGAAACCGCAGGGGUGUUGAUCAGGCUUGACUAUACGCGGGUGACCGAGGUCCAGUAUGCAGGAGGCGGUGUUGAAACUGAGACGUCGGACUGGCACGGAACCAAGUCAGGAGCCCGGGCACUGGAGCGCGAGUGGACGGGAAGAACAACGUUCAGGAUAUCUACGGCGGAGAUCCCCGAGGAGGAGGACGAGCUUAAGAAGGAUGAGGAGACGUGGGAAAAACUGAUCGGCGACAUCACGAAGCCAGUGGAAAUGGACACGAUCUACAUGGUGUACCCGGUGCGCUCGAGGCGUGGUGGAGACAUCAUGUUGGCGGUGCAGGAAGCGAUAGAUAGAGGUUCGGAGUUUGCUUCAAAAGGGCUACGCAAAUGGCUGUUGGACCGAGACAUUUACCAUACCCGGUCGGAAGCUUUAGUUCCCCAGACCAAUGGUGCUGCUGAACGUGGAGUACGAUGGUUCAAGACGAUGGCCAAGGUCUUGAUGGCGGAGGCUGGUGUGGGAACGAAGUUUUGGACUUUGGCGAUGCAGCAUGCAGCCAAUCGGAGGAUUUAUGAACGGCUGGGAAUUGAAAGACCCAAGCUCUUGAACUUCGGAGCCAAGGUGAUGAUUCGGAGGAAGGUGUUCGGCAACAACAAAAAGUUUGACCUCACUGACCGCUGGGAGGAGGGCACCUACCUGGGGCUUUCAGAUACCAUCAAAGGCGGUGCUAUAGUUCUUCGUCCAAGCGGGGUUAUCACGGAGACCUUGAACCUGAAGUUGGACGUUGUGGAUCCCCAUGUGCUGCUGGCGGAACCGCCCGAGUCCGAGAAGGACGAGGGAGUUGGCGUGGGUGAAAUGGGAGUUAAAGUGGUUCCAGUGGUGGAUCUUCCAGAUCCUGCGCGGAAAGGGCUUAAGCACUUCUAUAACAUGGGGAAGUUCGAUUUGGAGUCCUGCGCAGAAGUUCUUCGUGAAGUUCAAUUGGGAAAGAGCAAGUACCAAACCCGCGGCGAGACCUCAACCUUGGUGCUUGGGGCAUAUGUUCAUGGGGGCAUGCGUGGCGCAACCUUGGCCUCGAGAAAACGGCCCUGGCUGACAAGCUAUUUGAAUAUGGUCUUGGGGCAGCGAACAGUGGAGACCACAGGAAGGGAGCCGGCGUGGACAACGUUGGGUGUGUUCAAGGCCAAGGACAUUCCUCCACACCGGGAUCUUCGAAAUCAGCCCGGAUCAGAGAACUUCGUAAUGGAAGUGAGUGACAAGGAGAUCGGUGGCUUGUGGUUGUCUACAGAUGAUCAAGGUGAGGCUUCAGAUGGGUUUCAUGGUGUUCCUCUUCGGCGAGAGUUUCCGGAUGGUUCUGUGAAGGAGGGAAUGAUCAUGGAUAUUACUGAGCGGGUGGCUGUGUUUGAUCCAAAGAAGACGCACUCCUAUGUCAACGCCGAGGGAAGCGAGAGGUGGAUCAUUGCAGGCUUCACGCCCCUGGGUGUGGAAAUGCUGCAGCCGGAGCCACUGUCCUUCCUGAACAUGUGCAAGUUUCCCUUGGACAGAACGGGGUUGGAGGUGCAUACUGUACAAGAACAUUCCGUGGAAGGCUUUGCUUCAACGUCAGAGUUGUCUGAUGAUGAUGAUGAUGAUGGACUAGAUGAAGACGAGUUGGAGCAGAAAGCCAGGGUGCUUCGGUGCGCACUUCAAGAAGAACAAGAUUGUCCAGGAGAUGUUGCAAGGGAGGAGGGCUUUCAGCAGAGGUUGGAACACAAUCUUUGGGAAUGUGAACGAGAACUUCAUUGGUUCGAAAGCAGGGCCAGGCGAAGGAUCAUGAAGGUGUCGCCGGGAGAAGCAAAGGAUGUUGAGGUCGAGAGACUGUUGGAUGCUUUGGUGGUACCUCCGGAGGUGGUUCACAAUGUAAGCUUGCCGGAGAUCAAGAAGUAUCUGGACAGGUGGAAGCCGGCAAUCCUCAAGGAAGUUGCGGCGCUGAUUGAUUCGGGAACAGUGAGAAGGCUUACCCCGGAACAAACGAAGGAGCUGAAGAAGGAUGGCCUAAUCGUGCUUCCUGGCAAAGCCGUAUUUACGGCAAAACCGCCAACCGAAGGGGCAAAGGGAGGCGAGCGAUUCCGGAGGAAAUGCCGGAUAGUUGUUUGCGGCAACUUUCUACCGGACCGCGAGCUCAACGUCUACGCUUCUGGCACAAGCUCGGAUUCGCUGCGCAUUGCGGUGGCCUACGCGGUGAGGAGGUCAUGGACGGCAGGGUGCACAGACGUGUCCAAUGCUUUUACGCUGGCUCCUAUGUCAACGGAUAGAUUGUAUGCAGUCUCGCCUCCUACCAUAGUGCUGCUAGCAGGAGGAGCUGUUCCUGGUGAGACCUGGCUCAUAGAACGGGUUUUGUACGGGCUGAGAGAAGCUCCGCGAUUAUGGGGAUGCUUUAGAAACGAAAGGCUGGCCACAGCUCGAAUUGAGUAUGACGGUAAGAUCAUCGUGCUGCGCAGCCUUACUACCGACGAGAACAUGUGGAAGCUAUGCGUAGAAGAUGACGAAUCACAAACUCCCUUGGGCUUAAUGCUGGUGUACGUCGAUGAUAUCUUGAUAUUGUCGAUCAAGGCCCUUGUGUUGACCGUGUACCAGUGGUUGAUUCAAGACUGGAAAUGUUCAGCGUUGGAAUGGAUCGAUGAAGGGUACAUACGGUUUUUGGGCAUCGAGCUUCGAGUCUGUGGAGAAGGGGUUCACCUAUCGCAAGCAGGUUAUGUGCGUGAUCUUCUACGUCAACAUGGAGUACCAGAGCAGCCGGAGGCUGGACUGACAGUGCCAUGUCAGCGAGAGUGGUUGCAAGAUGAUUCAGAUGAAGAAGCUCCAGUUCCUGAUGAAGCAGCGGUGAAGAUGGCUCAGAAAGCGACCGGGGAGGCCUUAUGGUUGUCGACGCGGUCGAGACCGGAGCUCACGCACGCUGUGGCAUGCAUGGCAUCAUAUGCACUACGACGCCCGCUCAAAUCGCUUGAGAUCAGCAAGCGCAUCCUGAAGUACCUGGCUAGAACAGUGGACUAUGGCAUAUGGUACCAGAUGGUUAAGGAUGAUCCGUUGCUGGUUGUGUACUCGGAUGCGAGCUAUGCGCCAGGAGGAGGUCGAAGCUUUGGCAGUACGAUGGCUCAGGUUGCUGGAAUGCCGGUGGCCUGGCGCUCUGCCAAACAGCCGGUGAUCACUCUUUCAGUGGCAGAAGCGGAGCUCUACGAGGGCAUCUCAGCGGUUCAGUUGGGUUUAGGCGUGGGGGCUAUGCUGUCUGAGCUUGAGGAGUGCGGGGUCAUGCACUUGCGCAUCGACAAUGCUGCGGCUCAGGGUUUGGCGAGUGAGGCUCCGGGGAGCUGGAAAACACGUCACCUUAGGGUGAGGGCCAGAUACCUACGACAAGAAGUCUCGGCUCAGCGUUUGGUGAUUUCGCAUGUGUGUGGAAGCGAGCAGAAGGCUGACCUGGGCACCAAGGGUUUCGACCUGCCGAAGUUCAAGAUGCUCAUGGAACUAUGGCGCAUCAUUCCAUGCACUGCUGAUGGUGUUGCGAAUGUGGCGGUGAAGUCGCUAAAGAUUGCCAAUGGCAAGGGUGUGCUCAUGUUCAUCCUGAUGUGUUUGCUUCUAGUAAAGGGUGUAGGAGGCCCUAAAGAAGACCUAUCUUUGGAUGGUUCGUUCGAGUUCUACGGCGUGGCGCUGAUCAGCUUGAUUGCGGGUGUUGCCGUAUGGGAAUGCAUCAAAGGGAUGUGGGGAACGGCUACCAAGUGGUGGAGUGCUUCUCAACGCAAGCAGAAGCGGCUGGAGCGAUCAAGCAUCAAGGGCGAGAACAGCGAUGUCGAGCACACCGCCAAGGACGAGAACAGCGAUGCCGAGCACACCGCCAAGUACGGGAACAGCGAUGCCAAGCACACCGCAGAGGACAAGAACGGCUAUGGCGAGUUCUUCAAGACAGUCAUUUAA
Messenger RNA from Symbiodinium sp. CCMP2592, 7833 nucleotides. NCBI's taxonomy places the organism in Eukaryota, Dinophyceae, Suessiales, Symbiodiniaceae. The record is from the annotation of a GenBank genome assembly.